This is a messenger RNA of Biomphalaria glabrata, 2115 nucleotides long. Its product is annotated as eukaryotic translation initiation factor 3 subunit L-like. Gene Ontology annotation, biological process: translational initiation. The record is from RefSeq and is a predicted model, not a curated record. Gene Ontology annotation, cellular component: cytoplasm; eukaryotic translation initiation factor 3 complex. Bases 98 to 1729 code for a protein of 543 amino acids. Lineage: Eukaryota; Metazoa; Mollusca; Gastropoda; Planorbidae. Gene Ontology annotation, molecular function: translation initiation factor activity; protein binding. The transcript is spliced from 19 exons.
GUCACAAUCUAGUGAUAGAACACGGAAUUAUCCCCCCCCCCCCCCGAAAACAAAAAGUAGGAUUUUUUUUGGCCGAUAUUGACAGCCAGAAAACAACAUGUCUGGGGCGUGGGCAAGUGACAUAGAACCAGAGUAUGUUCCAGGAUAUUAUGGCUCCUAUCAAGACUAUGAUAUGUCACAUACUGGUGACCCUCGCCAGGAUAUAGAGUAUGAACGACAUUAUACUACCCAUAGUUACAUUGUUCCCGAGGUGAUCAAGAAUUUCUUGAUUCACUUUCAAAAAUGUAUCAACACAAAAGAAUUGGCUGAGAUUGAAAGAUCCUAUGACAAUGGAUUUAACAAACUGACAGAAAGGUUUUUUAAAAACUCAGCCUGGCCGGAAGCAGACGUAGUCUCUCCCAUUGUCAAUCAUGAUAAACGAUUUAUAAUUUUGUACAAGGAAUUGUACUAUCGACAUGUCUAUGCAAGAGUAUCUGGAGGACCAAGUCUGGCACAGAGAUUUGAAUCUUAUUAUAACUAUUGUGCUCUGUUCAACUACAUACUGAAUGCUGAGGGCCCUGUGAAUCUUGAAUUGCCAGACCAGUGGCUAUGGGACAUAAUUGAUGAGUUUAUCUAUCAGUUUCAAGCGUUCAGCAUUUUUCGUCAUAAAAUAGCCAACAAAACAACUGAGGAUGAGAUUGAGCUUCUAAAGUCCAAUCCAAAGAUUUGGAACGUACACAGUGUACUCAAUGUUCUCCACUCUCUUGUAGAGAAAUCAAAUAUUAACAAACAGCUUGAAGUCUACACCAGUGGAGGUGAUCCUGAUAGUGUUGCUGGAGAGUUUGGCAGAAACUCACUGUACAAAAUGUUGGGUUACUACAGUCUUGUUGGACUUUUGAGGCUGCACUCUUUGCUUGGGGACUACUAUCAGGCUCUCAAAGUGCUGGAAAACAUUGACUUCAAUAAGAAUAGCCUCUAUUCAAAGGUACCAGCCUGUCAGAUAACCAAAUACUAUUAUGUAGGCUUUGCAUACAUGAUGAUGAGGAGAUAUGAGGAUGCCAUUCGAACUCUGUCAACUAUCCUCUUGUACAUACAACGUACUAAAACCAUGUUCCAAAACAAAACACAGCUUUAUGAUCAGAUAUCAAAAAUGAAUGACAAAAUGUACACCUUGUUGUCAAUAUGUCUGGUUCUUUACCCCAUGAGAAUUGAUGAAAGUGUGCACUCACAUCUCAGGGAGAAAUAUCAAGACAAAAUGAACAGGAUGCAGAAAGGUGAGAAACAAGAGUUUGAGACAUCAUUUUCUUUUGCCUGUCCCAAGUUCUUAUCUCCUGUACCACCUAACUAUGAUUCAGAUGGCUCUGUGACUAUGUUUAAGGAGCCAUACCAGCUGCAGCUUUUGGUUUUUAAAGAAGAAGUAGAGCAACAGAUUCUUAUCCCUACUAUUAGGAGUUACUUGAAGUUGUAUACCACCAUGCCAAUUUCUAAACUGGCUGCCUUUAUGGAAAUGAAUGAAGAAGAACUUUGUACUCAGCUUAUGUGCUUUAAGCACAAGAUGAAGAACCUUGUAUGGACCAAAGGACCCAGUUGUUUAGAAGGAGAGUUCCAGUCAGCUUCAGAAGUAGACUUUUACAUUGACAAGACUAUGGUCCAUAUAGCAGACACCAAGGUAGCCAGACGUUAUGGUGAUUUCUUUAUCAGACAGUUUCACAAGUUUGAUGAGAUCAUGCGCUCAUUGAAGUCAGCCUAAGUGGUCAUUUGAUUGUUUCAAUGUUCAAGAGUUUAAUUAUCAUCUGAAGUGAUUGUAACUUUAAAUUAAAUGGUUUAUUUUUAGAUAUUUGUGGCUUAAGGUAAAUUGUCAUUCCUUUGAAUUUUUAUUUUUUAUUUGUGUUGGGUAUUAGUUACCACUACCACCUGUAAAUCUCUUAUAUAUGAUUUGUCUGUUGAGCAACAUGGAGGUCAAAGUGGAAGAAAGUGGUUGGAGAAUCACAGGAAUGGAGGGCUAUUUUGUGUGUGCAUUAUGUUUAACAUUCAGUAAUCAUGUGUUUUGUCAUAAUGAUUUUAUUCAUAGUUUAUUAUUGAACUGACUGUGCAUGGAACUUCAAUUAAAAACAGACUUAUCAAAGUUUAACAUUA